This is a messenger RNA of Pyricularia oryzae 70-15, 486 nucleotides long. RefSeq lists its product as uncharacterized. Lineage: Eukaryota; Fungi; Ascomycota; Sordariomycetes; Magnaporthales; Pyriculariaceae. The coding region runs from base 1 to 486 and encodes 161 amino acids. The transcript is spliced from 4 exons. The record is from RefSeq and is a predicted model, not a curated record.
AUGGCGCUUAACCACUGCGCCAUUCCCCCGUGUAAGCUGGGGAACAUCGGUGACAGAAUCGUCGACGGCCUAAAACGGAGGCUGAUUUCGGUGGCAAACCUGGUGCAAACAUUGUCCUUUCUGGAUGAGCCCCAGCACGGAGCCUUUCUUGGACUCUGGUCCCCUAAAAGAGCAGCCACCACCAACAGUGCAACUUGGAUUUGUGAUGGGUCAUCGUCACCCGCUUCUCGCGCAAGCGACCCACCCGGACAGGGGCAGGAUAACGACCAAGGAGCUCAAGGAAUGGGGUUGACUGGAAAAGAAAAUCAAACAUACACCUGCUGGUGGCUCGUCAGAACAGUGCCGGGUCACAAUCUGUUCUCAAUGCGGGGAGAGCUGCCAGCAGUGCCAAGGAUCCGGAAAAUUGGAGGAUUCUUUCUGCCAAAGAUGCAAUGGGUGGAAGUUCAUUUCGCGCACCAACAACGAAGAUUGUACGGGUGGUUGUGA